AUGCUCGAACAAGGCACGCUGCGCACCGCGACCGUCAGCACAUCCAUUCUGCUCUAUAAGGCAGGAAUCCUACGAACACUCAUUGCAAUCCUAAACUUCGUUUCGGAGAGUUUUGAAGUCUCUUCCUCCGUCAAGCUUUCGGGCCUGGAAGCGAGAUCGGCGAAGGAGGCGGUCGAGCGCUCGUUUCGCUCUGCAGCUAUGAUUGAGCCAGAAGUAAACCCUAAAGCUUAUCCACUAGCUGAUGCCCAGCUAACCAAGACACUGCUGGAUCUCGUACAGCAGUCCUGCAACUACAAACAGUUACGCAAAGGGGCCAAUGAAGCCACUAAAACUUUGAACAGAGGCAUUGCAGAAUUCAUUGUGAUGGCUGCAGAUGCUGAGCCCCUUGAGAUCAUCCUGCAUCUUCCACUGCUAUGUGAGGACAAGAAUGUACCCUAUGUAUUUGUGCGCUCCAAGCAGGCCCUGGGCCGGGCAUGUGGUGUUUCUCGCCCCGUAAUUGCCUGUUCCAUUACUAUCAAAGAAGGUUCACAGCUGAAGCCUCAAAUUCAAUCUGUCCAACAAGCCAUUGAGAGACUAUUGGUCUAAAUUCAUCUGGCCUCCCCUUACUAAAAUAGAAUAACUC
Messenger RNA from Euleptes europaea (tarantolino), 622 nucleotides. RefSeq names its product small nuclear ribonucleoprotein 13 (gene SNU13). Gene Ontology annotation, cellular component: U4/U6 x U5 tri-snRNP complex; box C/D methylation guide snoRNP complex; small-subunit processome. Gene Ontology annotation, biological process: maturation of SSU-rRNA; ribosome biogenesis; mRNA splicing, via spliceosome. The transcript has 4 exons. Gene Ontology annotation, molecular function: RNA binding. The record is from RefSeq and is a predicted model, not a curated record. Bases 1 to 585 code for a protein of 194 amino acids. Lineage: Eukaryota; Metazoa; Chordata; Lepidosauria; Squamata; Sphaerodactylidae.